This is a messenger RNA of Papaver somniferum (opium poppy), 2498 nucleotides long. RefSeq lists its product as uncharacterized. Gene Ontology annotation, biological process: rRNA processing; regulation of gene expression. Gene Ontology annotation, molecular function: ribonuclease III activity; double-stranded RNA binding. The transcript has 3 exons. The record is from RefSeq and is a predicted model, not a curated record. Gene Ontology annotation, cellular component: nucleus. Bases 173 to 2206 code for a protein of 677 amino acids. NCBI's taxonomy places the organism in Eukaryota, Viridiplantae, Streptophyta, Magnoliopsida, Ranunculales, Papaveraceae.
CUUGAAGUCUGUAUUUUCUGUUUAAAAGCAAAGGACGAGGGUUUUUGCCCUUUUUCUCUCGUCAAAUUUACGGGUUUCUGGUGAAAUCAAACUCUAAAGAAUCUAGGGUUUUGCUUCUCUUGGGUGUGGUAGAGAUUCUAAAUUUAGCUGCCUGGGAAGUGAUUAAGAAAAUAUGUCCACCUCUAAAGAAUUUCAAGGUGUAUCUAGUUGCUAUGUCUUUAAGAGCCGGUUGCAAGAAUACGCUCAGAAGAAUAAAUUUCUUGCUCCUGUUUAUGAAACUUUGAAGGAAGGCCCUCCUCAUGAGCCUUACUUCAGAUCCUCAGUGAUUGUAAAUGAUUUUAAAUAUGAUUCUCUCCCUGGAUUUUGCAAUCGCAAGGCGGCUGAGCAAUCAGCUGCGGAAGUUGCGCUUGUAGAAUUAGCUAAGUUGGGAAACACUGAUGAUAGCAUCAGGAAUCCAGUGCAUGAAUCAGGUUUAUGCAAAAAUCUGCUCCAAGAAUACGCGCAGAAAAUGAACUAUGCGGUUCCAUCUUAUGUGUGUCGGAUGACUGAAACACGGGGAAAAGGGACAUCUUAUACUUCUACUGUUGAUAUUGGGGGAAUAAAGUAUAUAGGAGCUGCUGCAAGAACCAAAAAGGAAGCGAAACUCAAAGCUGCCCGAACUGCUCUCUUAGCAAUCCAAUCCAGUACUAAUGGAUCCCACACAAAUCCUAGUGGUGACUGUCAGCUUACAGUUCUCCCACCUAUUAAGAAGGCUCCUGAGCCAGCUGCUGCAGUUGAUAUUACAAAAAAAAAUCUCAAACCGAGAAAGAAUAAAUUUAAGAAACGAUGGCAGAAAAUGAAAUUCCUCAAGAAGAAUGGUGACCAGGUAACUACUGACCCAACAGGGGAAGCUUCUGGAAGUACAGUUAUAGUAAAUGCUGGAAAUUGUGACGAAAUUCAUGCCCAAAGUUCGGGGGUGUUGGAUGCCGAUAUGAAUGAUCAGUCUAUGCAAAACGUUACAUCAUCAGAUGGAAGUGGUAUAGAAAGGUUUCCAACAGAGGAAGCUUCUGGACACACACUUAAUACUAGCGACAUCCAAACCUUAGGCUCAGCAGCAGAGGAGACCAUGAUGGAUAUGGAAAUUCGAACUGCACAAGAUGUUGGAUCAGCAAAUGGAAGUGGUUUGGAAAGGUUGCCAGCAGGAGAAGUCUGUGGAAUGAUAGUUGUUAGAAACACAGAAAAUACUACCGAAAUCCAAGCCCAUCAUGGUGCAGCAGCGGCGGAGGCCCAUUUGGAUAUGGAUAUUCAGUGUACGCAAAUUGGUGGAUUAGCAAAUGAAAGUGGUUUAGAAAGGAUGGCAACAGGAGAAGCUUCUGGAAACACUGAAAAUACCAACCAAAUCCAAGCCCAGGGUUUGGGAGUGGCCGAGGCCAUUGUGAAUCCUAGGUUUGUGCAAAUUGGUGGUUCAGAAAAUAUACCUGAAAGUGGUGGGGAGACAUUGUUGGCUGAAGCAAAAUUAACUUAUCAAGAAAUCAAAAUGGAAGUUCAAAAUGACCAAGGGUUUUCAAGAAAUUGUGAAUCAGAAAAUGGAACUGGAAGUGGUUUACAAAGGUUGUCGGCUGAAGCAAAACAAAGCUUUCCAGAGACCAGUUCAGAAGUUCAAAAUGACCAAGGGUUUUCUCAAAAUGGUAGUGGAAGUGGUUUACAAAGGUUACCGGACGAAGAACAAAAAAGCCUUCAAGAGAUUAUAAUGGAAGUACAAAAUGACCAAGGGUUUUUUCAGAAUUUUGAAUUACAAAAUGGAAGUGCAAGUGGUCUAGAACUGGACGAAGCACAAAAAAGCCUUCAAGAGAUCAAUGUGGAAGUAGAAAAUGGCCAGGGGUUUCUUCAGGAUUUUGAAUUGCAAAAUGGAACUGCAAGUGGCUUAGAAGGGUUGCCUGCCGAAGCACAAAAAAGCCUUCAAGAGAUCAAAAUGGAAGUAGAAAAUGACCAAGGGUUUCUUCAGAAUUCUGAAUUACAAAAUAGUGGUUUAGAAUGGUUUCCGGCCGAAGCACAAAAAAGCCUUCAAGAGAUCAAAAUGGAAGUAGAAAAUGACCAAGGGUUUCUUCAGAAUUCUGAAUUACAAAAUGCAACCGCAAGUGGUUUAGAAAGGUUUCUGGACGAAGAAAAACAAAGCUUUCAAGAUGCCAAAAUAGAAAUUCAAGAUGACCAAGGUUUUUCUCCGUAACGAUCGUGUCUGGAUUGGUUGAACCAGCUACCAACUCGCAUGCCUGCCCAUUGUUGAACUUGACCAAAGAGUAGAAAAGACCAGCUUCAUGUUCCUCGCACAGUAAGUAAAUCAAAGCUAGGAUUCCGUUAAUUUUGUACCAUUGAACGAUAAUCAACUGAGGUGCAUGUUUUUUUGUAAAUCCCGUUGAGGAGAGAUUAAUUUAGACGUUCAGGUUGGGCCGCUAUCUCACUAUUUUACAACAAUAUACAGAUGAUUCAUGAUUGCUAGUUUUUAAAUCUCUUUUGUUUCA